Messenger RNA from Prinia subflava (tawny-flanked prinia), 8148 nucleotides. It is a transcript of the gene CCDC83, whose product is annotated as coiled-coil domain containing 83. The record is from RefSeq and is a predicted model, not a curated record. The transcript is spliced from 11 exons. Lineage: Eukaryota; Metazoa; Chordata; Aves; Passeriformes; Cisticolidae. The coding region runs from base 773 to 2017 and encodes 414 amino acids.
AGGGGGCUGGGGGGAGUAGCGUAAGGGACAUGGGGGAAGUGUUAGCCAGGGACGGACUGAGGGCAGAGGGAAUUGUUAGCCUGCUUUGGAGAUUGGGAAGGGGUUACAGUGUGACCGCACGAUGUAGCGUGACUGAGGUAAUCGAUUUUCUGUAUUCUGCACCUGGGACGAGGCAGCCCCGGGUGUACGGACAGACUGGGGUGGACAGGAUGGACAGCAGCCGGUGGAAAAGGACCGGGGCUCUGGGUCCAUGGCAAGCUGAACGUGUGUCCGCAGUUCCCUGGCAGCCAGGAGCGCCCAGUGUGUUCUGGGGUGCACCAGGCACAGCAUCACAGCGGGCAAGGGAGGGAUUGCCCCCCUCUGCUCUGCACUGCACAGGGGUGGCACCACAGCAAAGGCAUUGAGCUAUUGGAGAGUGCCCGAAGGAGGGCCACAAGGAUGGUGAAGGGUCCUGAGGGCAAGCCAUAUGAGAAGUGGCUGAGGGUGCUAGGUCUGUUCAGCCUGAGGAGACUGAGGGGAGCCCUCAUUGCAGUCUGCAGCUUCCUCUUGAGGGGCUGGUACCAAUCUCCUCUCUAGUAAUCAGUGAGAGAACCCCAGGGGACAGCCUGAAGCUGAGUUCAAGGCGUGUUUGGACAAUGCUGUCAGGCACAUGGUGUGAUUCUUGGAGUGUCCUGCAUAGGGCCAGAAGUUGGACUCGAUGAUCCUGGCAGGUCCCUUCCAACUCAGUGUAUUCUCACAAGUAUUAAAAAAAAAAAAAAAAAAAAUUUAAAAAAUGGAAGAGAGUAAGAAAAAGAAGAAACCAGAAGAGCAAGCUGAAGGGCCUGAAUCAGAUUUACCAGAAGCCUUACUAGAAUAUCACAUUGUGACAAAAGAAGCAGCAAUUGAACGGGUUUUGUUUCAUCUAAAAGGAUUGGAAGAAAAGAUCAAAGAAAAUCUUCAAAAAAAUGUUGUUUUGAAGAAAGAACAGAAGGUGCUCAUCAGGCGCUUGGUAAAGCAAAUAGAAAAAAAGGAGCAAAAACGAGAUGAGAAGGAGGCUGUAACCAGGGAUGAUGUGGAAGAGUCGCUGAAAGCAGUUUUUCAGUUUGUGAAGGACAAAGAACAACUUCUUCAAGAUCUGCGCUCCAAAAUUGAAGAAACUAAGAAAAAAAUUACAGAAAAGCAGAGUGAGAGAGAUUAUUGGUUGGAGUACAAAAAUGUUGGAAGUGAGAUACAUGCUGAGAAGAUUAGCAGUCUGGAAAAAGACAUCAUGGAAGUCAAAUGUGAACUUGAAAGAACUGAAGAACAUUAUAGAGAAGCUUUGAAUGUUGUGAAAGAAGAAAAUGAGAAACGGUUUGACAGGCACAUGAAGUUACUCAGUGAAGAAGCGCUUAAGAAAGCUGUGGGAUACUUAGGCGUAAACUGUCGCAGAGAGAUUGAAGAGAAUAAGUGGCUAAAAGAAGAGGUUGAGAUCUACCGAAAGGAAGAAAGGGAUUUGAAAGCUUCUGUCCAGCUCCUGGAAGAAGAAAAUGUCAGUUUAGUGGCAAAACUGAUUGAUAUCAAACUUCAGCAUCUACAAGUAUCAGGGCAUUUGUUUCUUACAAAAGGACCUGGCUUGCAAGAACUUCCUAAGGAUGAAAUGAACAGGGAAAACAAAGAAUAUGCAGCAAAGACAGAUGGAGAGAGCCUCAGAAGUGCCUUUCCAAAGAUUCCGUCUAAAACAGAUUAUGAGAAGCCUCAAGACAGUGAUGAAAAGCUGUGGAACAAAUUCUUCACUCUAGCCCUGGACGAGUUGUCAUUUGAAGAUGAAGAAGAGUUCCAGGCCUACUCAAAACUGGGACCUCUGAAGAGAAAGCUGUAUGUGGUUGGAAAAGCUGUGCCUACUUGUAAGGAACCAGAAGAAAUGCCAAGCAAGAGCCACAGGGAAGAGGACACUGCUGGUAAAUCAAAUGGGCGUAUCACAGCUGAGAUGAUCAAGGCCUUAUUUAAGGAAAAUGAUGAUGAAGACAAGACAAGCUGUACUCUUGACACAGAAAUGUAACAUUCUCAGUAAAUUAAAUAUUUGCUCUCUUCUGUAUGGCAUGGGGCUUUGAGGAAACUAUUUUAGAGUGCCUGAAUCAUGAUUACAAGUUUCAUGAGAGGUAUGUCUGUGUGCAGAGGCUAAUGGAAAGGUUCCUUUCCUCACCACUGAGAGAGGGCUUGUGCACUUUUUGGGGUAUUCAGUCCACGUAGCAGCACACCUAUCUACUAAAAAGUCUGAGCUAAUAUUUAGUUUGUGUGGUCUCCACUUGCAGAUGUGGAAUUUCCUCUUGAUCAGACAGUGAAUGGGUAAACGCAGGCUGCCAUAAAACACAGAACUGUUACAAAAUACGUAAUGCUGUGCUAAAGCAGAAUUAAUUUAUGCAAGCGUAAUUCAACUAGUGCUAUAAAUUGAGUGUUUGAAUACUUUUUUUAGCUGUUUCCACAACACCGCUACUUAAAUACAUUGAAAUAAACAAAAAUUAAUUUAAAAACAAUUUAAAACCAGCCUAAAACUCUCAAGGUCUUAAAUAUUUUCUUUGUUUAGAACUGGCCAAACAUACUAUGUGAGCUCAUAUCCUUGGUGUAUGGCUGCUCUCUUUGAACAUAUAUCUUAGUGCAGUGGGGGGGUUCCCUCUAGACACCCUCUCAGCACCCAACAGGUCCUCCCCACAUGUAGGCUCUGACCCGUGCAUUUCCUCAUUAGAAACUUAUGACAGCAUUGAAUAAUCUGAUUUAAACCAUUGACAGGAUAAUCAGCUGUUUAAAAAGCAAUAAAACUUUUUAAAAAACUUAUGUUUUAACCAACUUCUAUCUCUGUGCAGUAUCUCGGUGUAUCUGUACGUCAGUGCAAACACUUUUGGUUUUCCAAGCUCGCUCAGCUGUUCCUGCCCAGCAGGUGUCUCCUUGGGCUGCAGGUGAGUCCCACUGCUCUCUGGGCUCCACUGACCCAGCUCCUCCGAGGCUGGGAUCACGAGCAGACAGGUAAAGGUGGCGCAUUCCAGCUCUCACUGACUCUCACUUCUCUGCCAUGUGGUGAACAGUAAAGUGAGUUUGGAUGUGCUCCUGCUGUAACCCAGUGGAGUUCCUGCCAAGGCUGAGGCAGUUCCUAUGCCUUGAGUGUCCAGGGAAUGGGGAUCCACCCUUGGGCAGCUCCUGCUGUGUCUGCAGCCCAACAGAAGCCUCCCGUCGACUCCCCUGCCUUGCUCCGAGUGCAGCACAAGCCCCAUGAAAUGGCUGAUUUGAAAGAGAGAUUAGUUCUGCUCAGUGAUUAGUUUAGCUUCUCCUUCAGAUGCAGAAUUAGAAUGUGGCUUAUGCUGAAUGGCUUUUGUUAGAGAAGGGCCUCUCCUUCCCACCACUCCCCAGAGGGGAUUUACAUUUUCUAGUGGUGUAAAGGCAGGGCCCAUCUCUAGGCUUCUCUUGGCUUAUGCCCAUAAUGCCUAACGCCAUGUGCAGGGCAUAUGGCACGAGAAUAUCAACCUGCACCUUGGAAAAAAGAACCCUUGCCUCCUCCAGUGAAUUUAGCCUUUUCCCAUAGCAGCCUGGGUGGGUCAGAGGGAGUUAAAAAGAAAUCCCAAGCAUGCUAAUUAGAGUACAAGCCACAGGCAGCCUGCACAAGCCAGAAGCAACAGCCUGCAGCAAAACAUAUUGAGUGAAGUGUCCCAAAUCCCCUCGAUUUCUACAGGAUUAGCAUUAAGGCCACUGUGAAGCUUUCAUAUGGGGAAAGCUGGGUCUUCAGCCCAAGGCAUCUGGAUUUGAUAAAUUUGUUACUGGCAAAAUCUCUCAGAAAUGAGCAGCAUGUUGUAAAACAGGGGGCUGAUCAGUCACUUUCUGGCAGCACAGCCAGUGCUUUCCAAGCUCCACUUGGAGUUCACUGCUCGAGUUAGGACCAAACUUAUGGGAGUCACCCUUGUGUUCCCUGCAUUAUGAAAUACCUUUUCUUUGCUAUGUUACUGUUGCAAAAGCAAGGGUCCAGGUGUCUCCAAGGUAAGAUUCAGUUGAGCUGGAGUGAAGUGUUUAACUAGAACACAGCUCAAAGAAACUUGCAGUUUCAAUAGGAAGAAAAUAUCCAACAAGUAUUCCUUGGAAUUUGAAAUUAAAGAAAUAAAAGGAUCACUCAAGUUGCAUGGCAGUAAAAACUAUUUUAAUAGAUCUGAGGUCCACGAGCUGGAAGUGAGAAACAUCAAUCCACGGAAUGUCUAAAAGGCACAAUGGAGAGAGGUGUGCUGAGAGCCUGUAUCCACUCCAGUGAUGGAAGGAGCUGCUGACCUCAGCAUUCUGCUGGCUUGAACUCUCUCUGAGCAACUGGAUUGUACUGCUUUAUGCUCUGGCUGUGCUGGUAUGAUCUCCCCCAGCCUGAGCUGCAGGGAAUGUGGGUGAUUUCACUUUUGGUCUGGUUUUUGUGAGGUUUGCAGCCUCUGCUGCAGUGAGGUUAUAUAACGAGGCAAUCUUUCCACAGGUUCAGACCUGCACGUUUUGGGAAAUGAGGGUAAGAGACUCGUUCUGCAACAUUUGUUCUUGUUUGGCUGCUUUCUGAAAGAGAAAUUAUUAAACACUCUGCUUCUGUGGGCUAAAAGGAGUUUGCCAGAAUAAGGUCAAGGCAGAAGCUAAUGGACUGAAAAGUUACACUAUGGUGACAAGCACAGAAAAGAGAAUCUAUUGGUGUUAGCAUCUUCAGCCAGACAUUUUGCAGCUGGAUGUUCCUCCAAAAAAAGGCUGUUCCUUGGAUUUUGAGUCAACUGUGAAAGUAAGGAUGUUUUUUGCAAUACUGUAUUUCAGAGCUCAUGUUCUGCUGUCACCCACAAACUGCAUAUUGUUUUAGGACAUGACAUAGCAACAAGAUGCCAACAACUGUUCCCAGAUGUGGACAACUGAGCACUGAGCCAUGCUGAAAACUGGGAUUUAACAUGGUGCUGGAUCUUUGCUACUAGUGAUUAAAGCAAAACAAGAAGCUAAAAUUGUAUCAAAUACCAUUUUCUAAAAAAACCCAGUAUUUGGGCAAUUGCUGUAGCUGGCACAGGGAAGUUCAGCAGCUACCGCCAAGAGCAGAGAUCCAUGCUAUGAAAAUAAACCAAAACCCCAGUGCUCCUUGUGUACUGCAGCUGCUGGAUAUCCAAAGCACUGGAUUGCUGUGCACUGCUUGCAUCCAACACAUUCUCUGUACCCAUUAUCACCUCACACAGAAAUUUAAGCAAGUUAGCUCUUUGUUCCAAGGCUUUUUGAUCUUUGCUUCAGGAAAUUUCACCAUCGGAGAAGCAAGAAAAGAAUUAAAUGUGUUUUACUCACUCCUAGACUGAUCUGUUAUCUCAGGAAGGCCAUGUCCCAUAGUAUUACUCAAUCUUCAGGUACAAAAGGUGCUGAGUAGGUGGCAGCAAUGUUACACCUUCAGGGAACCUGCCCAGGGUUCUCUCCUCUUCGCUCACUCUCCUGAUCCAGCCAGGAUGCAGCUGAACAAUCAGCUAAGUCCCUCUGUGCUCCAGUUCGAACUUGGAACACAGCAGCAUCUCACAGAUUUUUCUUGUUGGGCAAACUCAGUGGAAGAUGUCAAGCAUGUUUCUGCUCUCUCCACUGUGGUGUGAGAGCUCCAAAGGUCACGUCAAGGGAUUGACAACAGGCCAAGGAGAAAGCUCUUGUUCAGUUUACAUAUGCUGCCAUUAGCGCUGCUCUUUGUCUGUAUUCAGCACAUUUUUUCACUGCCCCUCACAUUAUCUUGUCAAUCUUCUGCUCCCAUCAGCAUUUACCAUAGUUCCCAGUGUUUUUAGCACUUAAUUCUCAUUUCUCUGCCACAAUCUUUAUCUCAAUUAUGUCAUGGCCUUUAGGUUGCAAUUCAUUUAUGUUGCUACAAAAUUUGUGUCAGGCUCUGGAAAUGGGCACUUUUUGUCUAGUGAAAGAUGCAGGGUUUCACCCUGUCCCUUUUCUUGCUGAAGGGCUGUUUGGCAGCUGGGAACGCCUGUGACUUGUUCUGGCAGUUGGCUGAAUGGAACCUCCAGUGUCACAAAGUCACGAAAAUACAGACUUGAAACAUGUCCUGAGGUACCAGCUCCGUUUAGUUUGUGACUUUGAAACAAAGAAGAAAAGCAGCAAAGGAAUUUAGAUCUGUCUUCAGAUGAAGACUCCAGAUUUGUGCUGUUAGAAAACUCAAGUUAGGAGCCGUUCAAGUUCUUGUUCUGGCAAGAAUAAUUGUCUCAAGAGGUAAAUCCAGUUGUUUUCAUUAUAUAAUUCCCUGAUUUUAAAAAAAAUCGUGGUUAUUCUGACACACCAGUUGUCAAAGCUUUAAGAGGAACCACAUCCCUCUGACAAAGCACUUCAUCGUCCUCCACUUGCUGAGAGCAGGCAGCUUCCCUACACAGUUUGCUCCUGUAGAUUAAACAGCCUUUCAACUAAAUUCUAAAGAGAACCAGGUUUUCCCAAUCUGUUAUUAUUAAAAAGUGCCAGUAAUUAGAAAACAAAAUACGUCUGUGUACCGUGCUUUUUAAAUUAAGCUAAACUGAGUGUUAUUGCAGUGAUACUGAAAGCAAACACUUACUGGGAACAAAACAAAUGAGAAAAUACUGCUCAGGAAAAUUCUCAAGCCAGUUUGUCUCUGAAGAGUAAACCACAGAGCAAGGGUUUUCAGCAAGGCCUUCAGCAAGCAAACCUAAUCUGUAGAGCAGCUGUUUCAAGGAACACAGAGCAACAACGAGUGAGCAGUAAAGGGUAACAUUGAGUUCAGCAUCCCUGCAGAAGACAUGGGUUUGGGUGUUAGCAAUUCUUUGGCACUUCGUGAUUUGCAACCUCAAGUCCACAGCCACACCAAGAGCCCAAGGGAUCAAAGAGAUCUAGGAACACAGAUCUAUCCUCAGCUAAAACCCUCAAGUUAGACUCUUCAGAGAGCACCACAGACCUAAAAAGAAGGGUGGCAUAUGUUUCAUCAUAACCCAGCUCAUCAGGCUCUGGAGGGCGAAGGUCUACCUUCUUCCUUCACAUGAGGUCCGGACUGUAUUUCAGAACAAUCUGUACCCUGGCAGUUACUGAUGGAGUUAACAGGUCACAGAUGUGCACCGUUUUUCCAGCUGGCCCCCGAUUCAAACAAUUCACCUUUUUUAUAUUCUGACCACAAGCAAACCUGAGUUUCUCUCUGAGGGCACCAUCACGCACUGAAAGCCUCAGUGGUAGGAAGGCAAAAUGUCAGUAAAUGUGUAUGGAACUCCCCAGAUCUGGGUGUGUGUAUUACAUACUCUGUAAAAGGUUCUGGAGGUUUUUAUUCAUGCUUUGAGAAAAAGAUUUUAAAUCUACUGACCUGUACUGCUCAGUUUAUGAUAACCUGGCCUCCAGGACAAGCCUCAGGUCAUUGUGAGGAGGAAAGUUCCACUUCUAUCAACUCUUCCUGUGUCUAAUUACAGAAGACAGUCUCAGCAAACUGUUCAUAGCUUUUCCAGCACUACACCUUCCGCUGGAAGAUUAGGGGAGAUAAUUAUAAUUUGGGGGACAUAUUUAUGCUUCUUGCCCUGUUACAAACAGUACAAGUUUAUUGCCAUGAAUAUUUUGAAAAACUAGAAGAUGGUGAAAUAUCACGUUAGGUUAGGAAGAAGGAGACACCUUGUUACUGGAACACUGAGGCUGCCCGUGACACCAGCCCGGGGAAGAGGCUGCAGGGAUCACAUCAGCCACAGAUUCAGAGUGCACUUCCUGCAAUACAAUAUGCACAUAUGAAAUACAUUUGGUAUUUUAUUAAGUAAACAAAGCAAUUAUCAGUGCACAUUUUAAGCAGCAAAAAGAAAAGAACCUCAGACUUUCAUACCGUAACAAAAUCCUGUGGAAGCUGCAUUUUAUUUGAAAAUCCACCCAUUUUUGCUAACAUACAUUUUAAUAUUUUAAACAAAAAUAGAAUCUGCAGAGACAAUGCAGCAAGUAUGCUUAAUUCAUGUACAGAAUUGCUUUCGUAUCAUUGACUAUCCUUCUGAAGGCCCCACUCCACCCAAAAGUUAUGAUGUAUUUACACAAAGCACCGAUCAACAGCGCUACUUUAAUUCCUCGUGAACUAAAUACCCACUAGACAUAUGUAAGGAAGCUACUUCCCCUUUUUUACUUUUAAAAGGUACAUGAUCAUAAACAUGGCACAAGCCAAAUGAAAAGGCUUUCCCCCCCAACACACAACACCUCUUUUUUUUUUUU